Cyprinodon variegatus (sheepshead minnow) is the source of this 2600-nucleotide messenger RNA. RefSeq names its product splicing factor 1 (gene sf1). The transcript is spliced from 12 exons. Gene Ontology annotation, molecular function: mRNA binding; zinc ion binding. The record is from RefSeq and is a predicted model, not a curated record. Gene Ontology annotation, cellular component: nucleus. Bases 135 to 2168 code for a protein of 677 amino acids. Lineage: Eukaryota; Metazoa; Chordata; Actinopteri; Cyprinodontiformes; Cyprinodontidae. Gene Ontology annotation, biological process: regulation of mRNA splicing, via spliceosome.
GCCAUUUUGAUUAAAGCAUUAGACGCAGGUGCUGCGGACCGCUCCAGCGGGUUUACUUUAUUUAAAUUUACCAUUUACUGAGUAAACUUGAGGGUUAUCGAUUAAAAGCCAUUUUAAAGGGCAUUUAAUCGGAAAUGGCCACUGGAGCGAAUGCAACUCCCCUUGGGAAGUUGCACCCCAGUAUCGGUGCUAAACGCGGGUUUGAAGCUGGGCCCGGAGCGGGUAACGGCUUGAUGCCGACCCCGGCCCCCCCUGGCUCGUUCUCUUCCCUCCAGGGUUAUCCGGCUUCCAUGCCCAACGCCGCCUUCUCUCAGGCGCACCAGUUUAAUCCCGGGACUAAUUUUUCCACCCAGGCUCAGCCACAGACAUCCGCGGGGUCCGGAAUGGCCAACACUGAUUUUGGCCAAAAGAAAAGGAAAAAGAGUCGAUGGAGCAGUGAGACCCCUGAUCAGAAGACGGUGAUACCGGGAAUGCCCACCGUCAUUCCCCCCGGACUCACCCGCGAUCAGGAGAGAGCCUAUAUAGUCCAACUGCAGAUUGAAGACCUGACUCGUAAACUGCGUACAGGAGACCUGGGAAUCCCUGUUAACCCUGAGGACAGGUCUCCUUCUCCAGAGCCCAUCUACAACAGCGAGGGCAAAAGGCUGAACACCCGCGAGUAUCGCACUCGGAAGAAGAUCGAGGAGGAGCGCCACUCCCUCAUCACAGAGAUGAUCGCCCUCAACCCCGACUUCAAGCCGCCGGCGGAUUACAAGCCUCCCGCCACCAGAGUGAGCGAUAAAGUCAUGAUCCCUCAAGACGAAUACCCUGAAAUCAACUUUGUGGGUCUGCUAAUUGGACCGCGGGGUAAUACGCUGAAAAACAUCGAGAAAGAAUGCUGCGCAAAGAUCAUGAUCCGAGGAAAAGGAUCAGUGAAGGAAGGGAAAGUGGGCCGUAAAGAUGGACAGAUGCUGCCAGGUGAAGACGAGCCUCUGCACGCCCUGGUCACCGCCAACACCAUGGAGAACGUCAAGAAAGCCGUGGAGCAGAUCCGUAACAUCCUGAAGCAGGGCAUCGAGACCCCAGAGGAUCAGAACGACCUGAGGAAGAUGCAGCUGAGGGAGCUGGCCAGGCUGAACGGCACGCUGAGGGAGGACGAUAACAGGAUCCUUCGUCCGUGGCAGAACACCGAGCCCCGCAGCAUCACUAACACCACCCUGUGCACCAAGUGUGGAGGAGCCGGUCACAUUUCCUCGGACUGCAAGUACACCAGCACCUUCACAGGCCAGAGAGCCACUGGCGGCGAGCCGCCACAGUCGGCUCAGGAUAAGGCUCGGAUGGAUAAGGAAUACCUGUCCCUCAUGGCUGAGCUGGGGGAGGCGCCGGUGCCCACCUCUGGGGGGGGACACUCCAACUCCCCGAGCGGAGCUCCCCGGGCCUCUGGACCCAACAGCAACCAGCCGCCGCCGAACCGCCCCCCCUGGAUGAGCUCCGGUCCCGCUGAGAACAGGAACUAUCCGGGGAUGGGGGGGCCUACAGGGCCCGGAGGCCCUCAGAGCUUCCCACCCCCCAUGCCCAGCAUGGGAGGGCCCCCAAUGCCCCCCAACCCUAAUGGCCUCCCUCCACCAUGGAUGCAGCCCCCUCCCCCUCCAAUGGGCCAGGGACCUGGACCUCACGGACACCCCAUGAGUAUGCUCCCCCCUCCCAUGGGCAUAAUGCCACCCCCACCUCCUCCUCCCGGCAACCAGCCCCCCCCUCCUCCAUCCGCUGCCCUGCCGCCGUGGCAACAGCAGGCUCCACCGCCGCCUCCUACCAGCAGCAUGGCGACCAGCACCCCGUUACCCUGGCAGCAGAAUACAACCACCACCACCUCAAGCCCCGCCUCCAGCAGCCUGCCGCCGUGGCAGCAGCCCCAGCAGCCCGCCGCGUCCGCAGCCCAGCCGCCGCUCCCCAUCGGAUCCCAAUCCAUGGUGCCGCCUCCGCCCGGCGUGCAGCCCCCGCUGCCCCCCGGGGCGCCCCCGCCUCCUCCCCCUCCUCCUCCAGGCUCCACCGGCAUGAUGUACGCCCCGCCGCCGCCUCCGCCACCUAUGGACCCUUCCAACUUUGUCACCAUGAUGGGCAUGGGGGUGCCCGGCAUGCCGCCCUUCGGGAUCCCCCCCGCUCCCCCUCCACCUCCUCCACAGAACUAAUCCUGCCACAGAAAAAGUUUUCACACCCUCCCCUUCUCCAGCAGGACGUGACGCACCAGCUACCGACUGACGGCGAGGACUCGAAGCAGAAAUGUCUAAGCGGCGCUCUAAUUUUAUUGCUCCAGCGGCGAACAGCUGGAACGGUCGGCCAUCUUCCCUUCCUCCCCGUUUUUUUUUAAAUUUUUUUUCAUGGACACGCCAGUGUUUGUGUGGAUGUGAACACCAUGGCUACGGAGAGAAAUUGGUUCCAGUAUUAUCGUAAACGCCUUUCAGGAAAAAGGAAAUUUGCUUCGUUUUAAAAAUGAACAUUUUAAAAAUUCGCAAAUUAAAAUUUUGAGUAACUUAUAAUGUAUAUCUAACAUAACAGCCAAUAUAUACAUUUAUUUUUUCACAUUUCAAUUUUUGCAAUUUUUCGGGGGAUGUGAAAAGAUU